AUGGCUGUAGCAUGCUUUGAAGAUGUGCAGUCCAUUGGAGAUUACGUGGCACUACUGCGACUACCAUGUUACCUCUGCAAAGCUUGGCUCAAGGCUCAGAACGUUCCUUCGCACAAGCAGGACUUGCUUUCUCUUCGAGGCAGCAUGGGGUCCGCAGCAUCCAGCGAUGUGAAGAAUGAGCUCCAAUCAAAGACCGUUGAAGACAUCACUGCGGUGUUGAAGGAGUUGCCCCCGGACCAGCUUGCCAAGGUCGGGGGAGCUUUGAAGGCGGCAAGACCGCGCUACAACACCCUUCGCGAGUCUCCCGCCGACGCCAAGUACAAGCUUGCCAUCGUGCAGUUCAAGGUGCCCGGUGCCACGAACGGCGGUUCCGACAAGGGCGCGGACGGCAACCGUGUCGAUUCCAUCCCCAUCGCAAACUCCAUCAUCAAGGCCGGCGGUGCUUGCGAGUGCAUCCUCUACGACGCCAACGACCACGCCAAGUUCGUGACUGACACCGCCAAGUACGAUGCCCUCAUUGUCCGCAUCAACCCCGGCCAGCUCUCCCAGGGCACCCCUGAGGGCACCCAGGAAAGGUUUGAUGCCCUCAUGAACCAGUACAUUGGCGAGGGCAAGCUCAUCUGGUCCUCUCCCAAGAUCCAAACGCAGAUGGGCGCCAAGGAUGCCCUUGUCAAGAUCGGCAAGCUCAACUGCGGUCUGGAGGACUCCCUCGCCUACUACUCUGCUGAGGAGCUUGAGAAGGGCUUCAAGACCACCUGCGCUUUCCAACCCCGUGUCAUCAAGCAGAAUCGCGGUUCCGCUGGUGAGGGCAUCUGGCUGUGCUGGCUUGUUGACGAGAACAAGGAGCUUGUCAAGGUCUACCCGGCCAAGACCUAUGGCGAGUGCAUGCUCAAGGACACUGACAUGCUCAAGCUCAUGGAGAUGAACGACAACCACGUUGAGUACCACACCGUGAAGGAGUUCCUUGCCUUCUGCGUUGGUGGCCCUGAUCACGCCGAUGCCGGUAAGUGGGAGUCCACCUUCCCCGGCAAGUACCUUGAGGGAGGCAAGGAGGCUGGUGGCCAGCUUGUUGACCAGCGUCUGCUCCCCCGCAUUGACGAGGGCGAGGUGCGUGUCCUCAUGGCGGGCGACACCUGCCAGAUGGCCAUCCACAAGAAACCCCUUGGUGGUCUCUCCGCUGUUGGUGGCAACUCCGUGUACACCUACUACGAGCCCACUGACGCCAAGUACAAGGGCCUCAUCCAGAAGCUGUACGACGACAUCCCCACCCUGCUGCCGUCCCUUGGCCUCGCAGGUGAGCCGCUGCCACUCCUCUGGACUUGCGAUUACAUUCCCAAGAACCCCGACAACUGGGAGAAGGGCCCCUACGACCGCUCUUGCCCUGAUGAUCAGACCGAGUACACUGUUGGCGAGUUCAACUGCUCCUGCGUGGGUAUCUCCAAGUUCCAGGCUGUGUGUGGGGGUGAGAAGACCCUGGCUGACGUCCCGGAUGAAGACUACUUCGAUGCUGAGCGCCUGACUGACCUCAUGGGUGUCAAGGCCAUUGAGAUGCUCGACGCUGCCAAGAAGAAGGCGUGA
Messenger RNA from Symbiodinium natans, 1578 nucleotides. NCBI's taxonomy places the organism in Eukaryota, Dinophyceae, Suessiales, Symbiodiniaceae. The record is from the annotation of a GenBank genome assembly.